Messenger RNA from Rhopalosiphum maidis (corn leaf aphid), 2442 nucleotides. RefSeq names its product lysophosphatidylcholine acyltransferase (gene LPCAT). The transcript has 12 exons. The record is from RefSeq and is a predicted model, not a curated record. The coding region runs from base 240 to 1787 and encodes 515 amino acids. Lineage: Eukaryota; Metazoa; Arthropoda; Insecta; Hemiptera; Aphididae.
UGUUGCACAAGUCCCGACGUUCAGUUCGCAGCACAUUGUCGAUAAUCACGCGUUUGUAUACGGUACAUCAUAGUCAACAAGACGCAUUAUUCUUGUCCUCCGUCGCUGUUUUUUUCACGUUCACAUUGAGCCGCGUAAUAUCACAAUAAUAUAAUAUACAGCCCGCGGUGAAUUAUAUAGUGUUACUGUACCGCGGAAAAGAAGAUCAAGACGCGACAGCUGCCACCUCCGCUACAGAGAUGAGCAGCGAGACAAAACUGUUGAUUGGCAGCGAUAUGAUCGCAUCCAAAGACAUACUCAACCCUUUCGUACACCAUCUGGAGCUGACUUCCACCUACGACAAAUUUAAAACUGCAUUUUUCACCAUAGUUGUUCUACCCAUUAGGAUAGUGGCAAUUUUGGUGUUGCUGUUUAUAGCUUGGUUGUUAGCGACCAUUGGUUUGGCCGGUGUUAGUCAGACCGAAUUAUCAGAGAGGCCACUUACCGGAUGGAGACGCUAUGUCAGACGUGCAGUGUACGUGAUCGUCCGGCUUAUGUUCGGGGCGGUCGGCUUCCACCGGGUCAGAACUGUUGGCGAACAGGCCACGCGGCAACAGGCGCCCGUGCUGGCUGUCGCGCCACAUUCGUCCUUUUACGACGGGCUGGCGGCCGUCGUCACUGGUGGCCCAACCAUCGUAGCUAAGGAAGAGAACUCGUUCAUACCGAUCGUAGGAAGAGUAAUAAACUUCACGCAGCCUGUGUACGUUCGGAGAGACGACCCAGAAUCGAGACAUAACACAAUACAGGAGAUAAUUCGCCGUGUAAAAUCUGACCAAGAUUGGCCUCAGAUUUUAAUAUUCCCGGAAGGCACUUGUACAAACCGAUCGUGUCUGAUAACGUUCAAACCAGGUGCUUUUUAUCCGGCAGUGCCCGUUCAACCAGUGCUGUUGCGGUACCCAAAUAAACUAGACACCGUCACCUGGACUUGGGACGGUCCUGGAGCAUUGAAACUCUUGUGGUUAACUAUGACGCAACCGACUACGACAGUGGAAGUAGAAUUUCUACCGGUGUACGUACCCAGUGAAUACGAAAAACAGAACCCAAAAGCGUUCGCCGAAGGUGUUCGUAAUGUUAUGGCUAAGGCAUUGGCUGUUCCAACUGCAGACUACACAUACGACGACUGUAGAGUGGCUGUAAAAGCCGGUCAAUUGGGUCUGCCGAUGACCUCGAAUUUGAUCACUGUCGAAAGACUUAGAAGUCGACUAGGAUUGACGCGAAUUAAGAUCGAAGAUUCGGCUCUAGUCAAGAACAUGCUGUCGUUUCAGAAUCGAGAGUCUCAGCCGGUAGAUUUGGCAGAGUUCGCUAACAAUUUAAACGUCACUGCCGAGGAUGGUUCACUCAUCAGCCUCUUUAAAAUGCAUCUAGAGAAUGAACACUUGUCGACCAUAGAUUUUAAAAAGUAUUUGUUGGCUGAAUAUAUCUUACAGAAAGCUACCUCCAAAGACGAUUUGAUCGUAUUGGCUUUUAAGUUGUAUGGUGAAUAUUUUGAUAAAGAAAUGUUUGAGUAUGUGUUAAAUCUUGUCUACAAUCUUCCAAAAUCUGAAGCAUCAAUCAUUUACAACGAAAUGACCGACAAGCCAAAUGAAAUAAAUUUGUCGGACUAUUUACAUUACGGGAAAAAGUAUCCUGAAAAAAUGGAGUCCUUGCAAAAUCACAGUAAGAAUACAGCACCCAGAACAGUAACAGAUUUUUCUAGUUGCGGCCAAUUAUUCCAUGACGCUAUAGAUGACAACAAGAAGUAUCAAUGACAUACGGAACAUCCUACAAGUACAAUAGUACCUGUUGCAGACUGAUAUUAAAAAUUUAUUUUUAAGGUUUUAUAUAUACUAUUUGUUAUACUUAUAUAAAAUAUAAUAUUUUGUUACUUAAUGUGUAUCUAAGGAUUCUAAGGAUUAUUUAUAUUUAAGAAUUUCAAUGCACGACUAUAUUAUAUUGGCCAUAGCUCUUAAAUCAAACCUCAGACGUUUUGAUUGUACAAAAUAUGAAUAUCAUCUAUGUGCUUAUAUAGUUUAAAAUGUUGGUACUUAUAUUAUAUUAUUAUCUUAUAAAGUAUAUCAGUAUUUAGUGCUGUUACCUAUAUUGGCUAUAUUAUAAAAUGUUUUGUGUGCCUAAAUAAUAUAUUUAAUUAGUAUACUAUUUACUAUUAUGAAACCAACACAAUAAUGUUCACUAUGGUGCUUUUCGCAGAUUUGUUUUUUGAUUUGUUAUCAAGCCAUAUUGAGAAUAUAUUGCAAAAUUUGCACCGACCGAUGUUAUAUACCUAUUAUAUAUUAUAUUAUUAUAAAUAUUAGCCAGAAUAAUUGACCUUGCUCGAGAGUUAAUUUCUGUUUUUUUAUUCUUUGUGACAAACAAUAAUAAUAUUGUUUAUAUAUAUAAUGUGUUUAUUUUAAAAAUAUAAGAUAU